Molecule: messenger RNA, 7396 nt
Organism: Salpingoeca rosetta
Lineage: Eukaryota; Choanoflagellata; Craspedida; Salpingoecidae
Product: NOTCH2 protein
Exons: 3
Coding region: 43-7308 (2421 amino acids)
Biological process (GO): homophilic cell-cell adhesion
Cellular component (GO): membrane
Molecular function (GO): calcium ion binding
Source: RefSeq, a predicted model, not a curated record
CAACAACCCACAACAACAACACACCUCUCACUCACCACAACAAUGCCUGCCGUUGUUGUUGUGCGGAGCAGGCGCAGCGGCGUCAGCAACAGCAGCCUUCGGUGUGCAUGGCUUGCCUUGUCGGUGCUGUGUCUUGUGCUCGUGUGUGGAGUGCCAGGGUGCAGUGCCGCAAACUCCCGGCCGUACCUGGUGCAAAUCUCGCCCAACAAGGUGCCGGAGAACAUCCCGGAGGGCGACGUCAUUGCGCAGUUGUCCACCAUCGACUUUGACUUUGACCAGACCCACACGUACCAGCUCAAAUCGACGCACGGAGGAAGAAUAGCGCUGUCUGGCGACAAGCUCGUGGCCACCAGCAUCCCGCUCAACUACGAGGUGGCGGAGAUCACGUACCUGGAGAUUGUCAGCACAGACAACGGCUCUCCUCCGCUCUCCCAAACGUUCCAGGUGCCACUGCGCAUCACAGACAGGAACGACCCUCCACACCGUCUCACCCUCUCCAACCCAAUCAUCACCAAGGACCUCAAUGCCUCGGACACCAUCGGCUCCUUCACAGUGGCUGACCAAGACAACAACCGAAACCGCAACUGGCUGACGGGGAGGCCCACGCAGACGCACGUGAUUGAGCUGUGCCCAAGUUCGUCAUUCCUGGGCUCGUUCCUCUCCAUUGACAGCAGCCUCAACCUGGUGCUGAGCGGCGCCGUUGUCGGCGUGCCUGAGCAGUUUGACGCCUGCUUCCGCGUCACCGACUCCGGAUCGCCCCCCGAGUCUGCAGACUUCACCAAGACGCUCAUCUGGGAAGGAAGCGCAAAGCCGCCGCUACUCAUCACCUUCACCGCCACGUCCAUUGAAGAGACCACCCCCGUCUCUACCCAGGCUGUGGGCGGCGUCGUUGGCCAGGCCAUCGCCUACCACCCCGACAGCACCGCUGUCAUUGAGUUUGCCACGCUCCCCGCCGACACCCUUGCCGUGUCAAACGACACAGCGCCCACCUGCGCUGUGCUCACUGCUUCCGAGCUGCCUGCUGGCGUGACGGUUCCAGACUACAUAUCAGAGGUGGCGCGGUGCAGUGUGGAUGUUGUGCUUGUGCGACCGCUCAACUACGAGGAGGACGAUGCCAACAUCACCGUGACCAUCAGCGCGCAGGACGUGAACGCACAGCUGCCUGCGUUUGCCACCUUCUCCCUCGCCCUCACCGACGCAAACGACCCGCCCGACGGCGUGUUGCUUGCAAGCACCGUACGCGAGGACGUGCAGCGCUUCCAGCUCAUCUCCCCGCUCGUCGUUGACGACGAAGAUGCAAGCCAGACACACACCAUCACGCUGCUCACCGCCACCCUGCAAGACGGGGCGCCUUGCCCGGCCGUGAUCGUUGCUGGUGACACCAGUCUCCUCGCCAACGACACGGCGUGCUUCGACUUUGAGCGCAACCCAAUCAUUGCCCUCUCCGUGCUCGUCACAGACUCCGGCACGCCGCCGCUCAGCGCCGUGUUCAACCUCACGCUGCAGGUGCUUGAUGUGAACGAGCAACCAGCCCUCGUCCGCCUCAACAACACGCACAUGCCCGAGCUCUCGCCCGCAAACGCGGUUGUGGCGGAGAUUGCGGUUGGCGACCCAGACAACUACAACAGCGCAGUGCAGGGCGUUGCGUGUCGCCUGCUGGACGCCAACUCGCCCUUUGCCAUCGUCGCCCCAGCAAACCCCCUCGCGCCACCAAGCAGCAGCGCAGAUGAGGGCAGCACCAACAGUGGCGCUGGCGAGUUUGUGGGGCAGCUGGUGUCUGGCGGGGUGGUGGUCGUGGACAGGCCGUUUCUCAUUGACUAUGAGAGCGCUGCGUCGCAUGAGCUGCCGGUGCGAUGCACAGACACGGGAUCGCCCGCCCUCUCCCGCACCAUCACCUUCACCAUCAACAUCACCAACGUCAACGAGCCCCCAACAGCACUCAGCCUUUCCGGCACCCGCGUGGCCGAGAACAUGCCUGCAGGCACGGCAGCCGGGUUCCUCUUUGCGGUCGACCCAGACGACACGACGAGCGGUGGAAGCGGGUCGCUGGAGUUUUGCGUCGUUGAAGUCACAGGUGCAGCCACGCAGCAGCAGCAGCAGCCACCAUCAACAGCACCAGCUACAGUGACAACCGUUUCAGGUGACAGCGGCCGCGGCGGCGGCGGCUGUACAGCGCGUGAUGAGAGCGCGUUUCGUGUGGUUGGGAACCGGCUGGAGACGACCCGGCCAUUCAACGCAGAGGAGGCGCCGCUCUUGCACGUGCGCGUGCGCGCGGCCGACCAGGGCGGCCUAUGGACAGAGCGCGAGUUUGACGUCACGGUGGCGGACCAGAACGACCCUCCCCUGGCAAUUAUGCUGACACCCACGCCCGUGCGCGAGAACGAGGCCGGUGCGGUGUUAGGAAGCCUUGCGACGGUGGACGAGGAUGCCUCACAAACGCACACGUACACCGCAAUUGUGGAGGAGGCAACCACGCCCAUUGACGUCAUCAUCACCAACGGCAGCACGCUCCAGCUUGCAGCAGCCCAGGCCCUUGACUACGAGCGCACACCCCUGCUGCGUGUACGCGUCACAUCCACGGACAGCGGCACACCGCAGGCACGAAGCAUCUCCGCGGUGUUUGACAUCCCCGUGGAGAACGUCAACGAGGCCCCCACCUCCGUUCAGCUGCAGCCGCUGCUGUCGCUAGGGCACGCAACAACCCGGCUCGUGGUGCCAGAGGAUACGCCUGUGGGCACGCCCAUAGCCCGCAUCUCCGUCGUGGAUCCGGACAACACCCCUUAUGCCACAGAACAGCAGACCCACACCUGCCGCGUCACUGCUAUUGCCACUGAUCCCGACAACACCAACACCAACAACAACAACAGCAGCAGCAGCAGCAGCUCAACCACUGCAGUGCCAUCGUCAUCACCAGCAACGGGUGACCCGUCUACAUCUGUGGUGGUGGUGGUGACAGUGGUGAUGGUUGGCAACACCACAGAGCUGCACCUUGCACAGCCUUUGGACUUUGAGAACACGCCUGACAUGUUACUUCGCGUGGCGUGCACAGACUCUGGCACGCCACCGCUCACGGCAUCAAGCGACGUGACGCUUGCCAUCUCAAACGUGAACGAGCCGCCAAGCAUUGCGUUCCUUCCUGCAGCCACCCUCAACGCAACCACAAUGUCGCCUGGCAGUACGAGCGUUGGCAGCGGCAUGUCACAGAGUGGCGGAAUGGUUGUGGUGCGUGUGAGGGAGAACACUGUGGCGCCACUGCUGAUUGGACACGCGCGUGUGUCUGAUCCGGAUGACUGCGCAUCGCUGCGCUGUGGACCACCGUCAACCUUCACCUUCACAGCAAGCCCCUUUGACAUUGUGCAAGUGCUGAGCGAUAAGCGCGUUGUGCUCAAGCGCCCGCUCGACUUCGAAGCGGCCCAGCGGCGGCUGCUCAUGCUCACCGUCACCGACAGCGUCGACGACCCAACCAAGGACUCGCCCAUCACAGCCCGCGUGAACGUGAGCGUCGUGGUGGAGGACGCCAACGAUCCCAUCACCGCCGUGUCGUGCGCCCUCACGCCCGUGCCCGAGGAUGCGUCGCCUGGCACGCAGCUUGGCACGUGCACGGUGUCGGACCAGGACGCGCCCACCACUGCGUACGGCCGGCACCGCCUUUCUGUCGAAUGGACGAAUGCGCCGUCGCCGCUGCUUGCGCAGCAUGGCAUCUACGCUGACCAAGACAGCAGCACGCUUCGUCUCAAUGCGUCCCUGGACUACGAGACAACAGCCACGCUGCAGCUGCGCGUGCGUGCGCAGGACGUGAGCGCCUCGCCGCUGUCCUUCGAGACGGGCAUUUCAGUGCCCGUGGUGAACGUUGAUGAACCACCGCAGGUGCAACUCUCCAUCCGCAAGAUGCCACUGGAGGAAGGCACAUACACGCAGGCAGAACUUGCGCGCAUCACUGCUGCCGUCGACUCUGAGGGAGCGCAGGUCUCGUGCACAGCCGCCCCAGCCCCGGGCCCGGUCCACACCACCACCACCUACGCCGGCGGCAAUGCUGGUGGGGGUGUGGACGAGUGGGCGCGGCCGGUGUAUUGUCGCGAUUCGCGCCGCGAGGGCUACAACGUCUCCAUCACCACUGCAAAUGCCGUGGUACUGAGCGGCACCGUGGACUUUGAGUGCACCAAGCAUGCGAAUGUCUCGCUGACAUGCAGCGAUGGCACGACGGAGGCAGUCACGUUCAUUGUGGUGCCAAUUGCAGACGUUGCAGAGCCCCCACAGGCGGCCGUGUUCACGCCAUCCCAAGCGCUGCUGCCCUCACUCGCUGCCAUCUCGCCCGCCCCCGUGUUCACAGCCACCACCUCAGUGGCAAACAGCGGCAAUGCAACGACGACACCGCAUGCUGUCGCUGGUGUUGGUGAUCCCAUGCACGUGGCCUUCAUUGAGCAGCAGGCAGCGGCAGCUGGCGAGGGCGCUGGUGUGACGCUUGGUGUGGUGGGCUGUGUUGCCGGCACAAGCAAUGGAUGCACACUGACGCUGGCGCGCGCGACAGUUGCUGCUCCUCUGGCUGCUUCUCCGUCGCUGUCCUCGUCGUCACCACUUGUGGUUCCGUCCACGCGUCCAGCUGUGGAUGUGGCAGUGAGCGGCGAGGCAGCGGUUGUUUCGCUCGAUGCAGCAACAGGCACCAUCGCCAUCACCGACCAGCGCCUUAACUACGAAGCGGGCGCAGUGUGGACCCUCACCCUCACCGCCAACGACAACGGUGUCGGGGGUGAUGGCGUGAGCGUGGUGAGCAGCGCUGAGUUUACUGCGGUCAUUGUUGUGCGCGAUGCACCAGAGGCGCCAACGGCAGUGUCGACGCUGUGUGGCUGCCGCGACACGCCGUGUCAGAACGGCGGUCGCUGUGUGGAGCCGAGCGAGGACCUCACGGGUCUCACAUUCACCUGCAUGUGCCCUCCUGGGUUUGCGGGUGUGCAGUGCGAGGCAGCAAUCGCUGACAACGCUGGGGAUGGCACAGCGCAGGCGAACGACGGCGGCUCGUUGUAUUGCUUGCGUGUUGGAGCCGGGGUGCAAACGGGCACGACGCUGGCUCGCCUUGUUGUCGCUGACGAAGACAUUGGUGACACGUUCUCGGUGGAGGUUGGUGGACCCCUGUCCUCAGGCUUAAGUGUCACUGCACAACUUGAUGUCGUGGUCACUGCUCCGCUCGACGCCCUCAUUGCGACUGCCCUUCCACAGCAGCAGCACACGCUACCUGCUUCCCUGCCGGUGUGGCUGCUGGCCACGGAUGCUGCGGGCUUGCGUGCAAACAUCAGCGCCACCAUCGCCGUCACCCCGUGUGCCGGUGUGCUGGGUGCCUGUGGGCCGGAUGACACCUGCCGUGUUGAUGUCGCCAGUGGUGACGCCACGUGCGAGUGCGGGCCUGGGUUUGUGUUUUCCCAGGCGGAGAGCCGGUGCGUGGAGCGGGUGUGCUUGCAUGCACGCGAGGGCGAGGUUUGCACGGCGCUGACGGACACGUGUGCUUCGGGCCAGUGUGAGAACGGGGCGAUCUGUGUGGACGGCGUGGACAGCAUGGGCCGCAACACGUUCCAGUGCCUGUGCCCGGCUGGGUUUGGCGGCUUUCGCUGCGACGAGCUGCAGACGUCGUGUUCGCAGCAGCCGUGUUUGAACGGGGGAACCUGCAACGACAACACGGCCGACAGCGGGUACACGUGUGUGUGCACGGCUUCGUACACGGGUGCGCGCUGCCAGUAUCCAGCCAACGCGUGCGACAACAACAGGUGCAGCGGACUCACGGUCUGUGUUCCCCGCCCCGCAGUCACAGACACUGAAGGCACGGCGAGCCAAAGCGCACAGCCGUACACAUGUGCUUCGCAGCAGAGCCUUGUGGAGUUGCAGCUCUCAGCAGCAUCCGCAUGCAACAGUGGCGACGAUGGUGAUGGCAGCGCAGCCGAUGCGUCUGCGACGUGCGGGCAAGACCAGACAUCGGCCGUUGAGCUGACGCUCGGGGAUGCCACGCCAGAUGGGGUGACCGUGUAUGUGGUGGGAAGUGCACGCGUGGAUGACCUGCACAUCAUCACGCUCGCUGUGAUUGAUCCCGUCACGGGCGCAACGCUGGAUGCCAGCGUGGUCACACACUUGCUGCUGUCCUACUGCUCCAACGCCACAACCACCACCGGUGAUGGUACUGGCACAGGCGCCGCCAAUGCCACUUCCAUGACGACGACGACGACAGCUGUGCCAUCGACAACAGCAGCAGCACCAGCACAAACGCAGGCGCCAACAUCGGCAGCACAGGCUUCAGCAUCGGCGGGCGCCACAAACCCGCUGUGUGAUCCCGGCAGUGUUGUCAUCAUUGAUUCGGGCACGGGUUCACUGACGCCGUCAACGACAGGGCAGCUGCCGUUGAGCACAUCCACGGUACCAGUGGUGUCGACGACAACGGCCAGCCCCACCACCGCCAACCCGAACGCGGGCGCGAGUGCUGCUUCGGUGUCGCCUGGCGUUAUUGUUGGGUACAUCUUUGGUGCCCUCCUCCUCAUCGUCUUUGCUCUUCUGACCAUCUCCAUUCUUCGCCGCAGGGCCAAGAACGAGUCUGUGGUGAUCAACUUUGACGAUGGGAAGAAACACCGCCACCAGCAGGAGCAAGGCAGGACCCUGGAGGCGGCGAACCCGGCGUUUCUGCGCACACCAAACCCCUGGCUGGAGCACGAAGAGCACGUGACAGACACGCGCAGCGACCACCACGAUCUCACCGACGGCAAUGACCGUGCGGAGAAGACGAGCGCACGGCGCAGCGUGUAUGCAGCUUCACGUAGCAGUGAACAGCCUCGCGAUGAUGCCGCCGGCGUUGGGGAGCAGCACGAACAAAGGGAAGAUGAUCCCCGCUCGUCCGUGUUUGAGGCGCUGCUCAGCCACCCUGGCCUCGUGUACUCUGAUGCAAAUGGCACCGCUGGCGGUGAGGACGGUGAAGCUGACCCGCUGCACGGUGUGCGACGGAGACGGUCGAGUGCCGCUGCGCAUGCGCCCAAGAGGCGGUCUCGGUUCAUCGGUGACAGUGACGAUGACAACUCCGACGCCAGCAGUGACGAUGAUGAUACUGAUGCUGGCGAUGGCGGCUCGCCUGUAUUGCGAGAGGAGGAUGAGGACGUUGGGUACAUUGAAGUGGAGAGUGUUGGGCCCGAUGGCACGAAGAGCGUGCGCCGCGUGCGCCGGCCUGCAGACGACGGUUCUGGCGGCUUGAACGACCCCGUCAUUCUCAACCCGCUCUUCGCGAGUGCCGGGCUGCUCAAUGACAGUGACGACAAGCACGACGACGCUGGCGCCGGUUAGUGUUUGGUUGAGGGGAAGGUGUAGAAGGGUCCUGGUGUGGACGUGGUCGGCAUCAUGGGCAGUGCGGACGAGUGCUUUUGUUUUGCCC